CCCGUCCAAUUCAAUCUCGGUAAGUCCAAAAACCUGCAACGUUCAUAACCACUGUGCACCGAAAAAAGUGUGUCCACCGCACUUAUCCGUUCUGGCUCCAUUCUCGCUCUCCGCAAUUCAAACCACCAGCACCCAAACAUUUUUCUUCUAUUUCCGUUCCCCCCCCUCCGAACAUUAUAACCACCAACCAACGAAAACGUCACCUACUCUCCCCGUCGUUACCCUCCGACUACUCCUCUAUCGAAUCUACUCUCUUCCUCUCUCUCUCUCUCCCUCUUCUACCUCUCCGUCGCCCUCCUUCGACUCUCCCACUUCGACCUCCCGUCACCUCCCACCAACCUCAACCUCAUCUCCCGUGCGCGCGCUUCCGUCUCCGUCCCUCCCGCUCGGCUAUGUCUUACUACGAUAACCAGCAGUGGCCAGCCACCGCCGCCGGUCAGGCCACCUGGGAACACCAGACCCCCCCCGCGAGAUCAGGUGCCAGCUCCGUCGCGCCGCGCGAGGACUCAACCGCCUUCGGCUCCCAGUUAGAGGAGGUCGACCGUGCGGUCGAGAAUCUCUUCAAGAGCGGGAAGGCCUUCAGCGCUCCAGCCCGCCGGGACUCCGCGCCCCUCGGCGCACCCGCACGCUCGUUCCCCGAUCAAUACUCCGGUCCACCUCGCCACAACUCCGUAAGCGUAGGCGCCGGCGGUAACGACUUCAGCGGCGACGCGCGCUCCUUCUCGGCGUCGAACCUGCAGUCCUUCUACGCGACGCAGCGGCACCAGCCGGCCCGCGGCGCCAGCGAGGCCGAGCAGGUGCUCCAGGCCAAGAGGCGCAUGGCGGCGCAGCGCGAGCGCGAGCUCCGCAACUACCACCAGGAGCAGCAGUAUAACCGCACCGCCCUCGCCGAACUCUCCGCCUUCGGCACCAAGCCCGACCGAGCCCUCUCCCCCUCCACGAUGUCCAACGACUCGCGCCGCGAUCUGAUUGCCCGCCAGCGGUCCGCCCUCUACGGCGACUCCACCUUCUCCGAGGGCUCCUUCGUCGAUGAGAACGGCGUCACCCGCCAAUCCACCCCCGCCCAGCCCGGCCGUGGCCACUCCCCUCUUGCCUUUGAGGCACCCGCCCACAAGGACGCCGCUGCUGGCGCAGUAGGCACCCCCGCCGAGGAGCGCUCGAGCCCAUUCGAGAACCGCGGCUCGAGCGGAUCCCCGGCUGCUAACUCGCCGCCGAACGCAAAGGGACAGUCUGGCAGCGUGGCGCCAAUCGGCACCCGCCCAGCGGCAACUACUGCCAACUCUAGCAACUCCACCGCUACCACCGGCACCACUACCCCCACCACCUCCACCGCGGCGCCUAACCAAGCAACCGCCCAAAAGGGCCGCACUACCCCCCUCCCCUCUCCGCUGAGCUACGGCUUCGGCGCCCCAGCGGCACAGGAGAAGAGCGAGGAUGCCAGGGAUGGCGCUGCGAACGCGCAGGCCGGUAAUGGAAACGGUAACGGAAACGGCGGCAUGGGAUGGGGCAAGGGCGCUGGUGGCGGCGUAUGGGGCAAGGGCUCCCUCGCCGUGCAGGCCAGCGUCUGGGGCUAGAUGCUGCGUGUAAGAGAACUUGAUUCUAUCGGUGUCUGGGUUUUCUCACUGCGUACCUGGAUGGUAUGGGGGUAUACGGGAGUCGACUUGUUUUGUUUGUUUGGGCCUGGAUAUGGCGGGGUGUAGGUCUCUUGUCGUCUGGUUUGUUUUUGGCUGCGAUUGCCGGACGGAUGGGGUGUCUGUCUGACUCGGUCUCUUCCGAGACUACCUUUUUAAUACGGGAUGGUGACUGCUGGUGGGGUGGAUUUUUUAUCUUCUUUAUCCGGGCGCGUCGGUGUGCGUGGUGGAGGGGUGCUGUCAUUGUCACGGGGAGUCGGUGAGAAAGAAGCAAGCAGCAUGGGCGGAAAAUGGGGAGGUGGAAAGGAGACAACGUAUAGUAGAAACGGAGGGGCAUGGAAAUCUGGGUUAUAGGGAUAGGGAUUUGCACAGCGGGAAUGGGAUUUCAUUUUGUUUUUUAUCGGGUUGUUUUGGGAAUUUGGGGAUCUUUGGGCUGGGCUUUGUUUUUUGGGGGGGAUUGUUGGGGAUACUAAGGCGGGGGGUACAUAUUACGUCGUCCAAGGUGGACCUUUUUUAAGAAACAACAAAAAAAUAAGGAUAUUUUCGGGAUUUCUGGGGUUCUCUUUUCUCUUGGUCAAGAUGGGAGUUUGGAGGUGAACAUGGGAGUGCUGGCGGUGAUCUGAUGGGUUGUCUUGGUCAGGGUUUUUAGGUAUGAGAGACUAUUUCUGGUGCAUGUGAGGCCUGGGAAGGGCGAUCGAGGGUCUGCAGUGUGUAUUGUAGAGUAGAUGAUACUCAUUCUGUAAGCAUCUGGUACUCAUUAUCUGC
This is a messenger RNA of Pseudogymnoascus destructans, 2396 nucleotides long. RefSeq lists its product as uncharacterized. Lineage: Eukaryota; Fungi; Ascomycota; Leotiomycetes; Thelebolales; Thelebolaceae. The coding region runs from base 393 to 1574 and encodes 393 amino acids. The transcript is spliced from 5 exons. The record is from RefSeq and is a predicted model, not a curated record.